Penicillium argentinense is the source of this 1599-nucleotide messenger RNA. RefSeq lists its product as uncharacterized. NCBI's taxonomy places the organism in Eukaryota, Fungi, Ascomycota, Eurotiomycetes, Eurotiales, Aspergillaceae. Gene Ontology annotation, molecular function: transmembrane transporter activity. Gene Ontology annotation, biological process: amino acid transport; transmembrane transport. The record is from RefSeq and is a predicted model, not a curated record. Bases 1 to 1599 code for a protein of 532 amino acids. The transcript has 7 exons. Gene Ontology annotation, cellular component: membrane.
AUGGCAACCAUCCAAGAUGACGACGAGCUCCUCCUAGCCCGAAUCGGCUAUAAACAAGAGCUACGACGAGAAUUCUCCAAAUGGUCGACGGUUUCAUAUGCCAUCUCCAUUCUUGGUGUCCUGGGCUCCGUGCCAGCGACCUUCGGCUCCCCGUUAGCAGCAGGUGGUCCUGCAACAGCCGUAUGGUGCUGGCUGAUCGGCUCUUGCAUGGCCAUGUGUAUUGGCAGUUCGGUCGCAGAAUUAGUUUCAGCCUAUCCGACUGCGGGCGGCAUGUAUUUUGUCACAAAACAUGUCGUGCCUCCUGAUCAGGUUCCGGUUUUCGCCUGGAUUCAAGGCUGGUGCAACCUACUAGGCCAGACAGCGGGCGUGUCAAGUGUAGCAUACACGGUCAGUCAGAUGCUGUUGGCCUGUGUGAGUAUGAACUCGGAUCUUGUCGAUGGAAAGUACUCGUAUUUUCCGACUGCACUGGAAACUGUUCUAGUAUCUGUUGGAAUGCUGUGCAUCCUCGGCGUUAUUUGCUCAUUGACAACAAAAGCUUUACAUCGGAUCAUUCUCUGGUUUGCGCCGAUCAACAAUGAAGUCGGCGCCACUUUCGCCAUUUGUAUUGCGCUUUUAUACCUCACCCCUGAUAAACAGCCAGCUUCGUGGGUGUUUACGCACUUCACUGAUGGCUCUGGGUGGAACUCGAAACUGUUUUCGUUCUUCUUGGGAUUCCUUUCUGUCGCAUGGACUAUGACAGACUACGACGGAACGACGCACAUGUCGGAAGAAACCCACGAUGCAGCUGUGCGAGGACCUGUUGCCAUCAAGACAGCCGUCCUUGUCUCCGGGAUCUUCGGCUGGCUUUUGACCGUCUGCAUGUGCUUCUGCCUAAACGAUUUCGAUGAUAUACUCAAUUCCCCGACUGGUCUUCCAGCUGCACAGAUCUUUAUCAAUGCCGGCGGUAGACGAGGUGGGACUGUAAUGUGGUCCUUUGCGAUCCUUGUCCAGUUCUUCACCGGCUGCUCAGCUAUGUUAGCCGAUACUCGGAUGGCCUACGCGUUCGCAAGAGAUAAUGCGCUGCCCUUCUCCGACUUUCUGUCAAGGGUAAACCGUUAUACUCACACGCCCGUCAACGCUGUUUGGUUCGUCGUUUUCUUCAGUAUCGGCCUGAACUGUAUUGCCAUUGGAUCAACAGAAACCGCAACUGCUAUAUUCAGUGUCACUGCCCCGGCAUUGGACUUAUCUUAUGUGUCUGUGAUCCUUGCACAUCAACUCUACAAGAACAAGGUCAAGUUUAUCGAGGGACCCUUCACGCUCGGUAGGUGGGGCGCUCCUAUCAACUACGUUGCUGUGACUUGGGUUCUGUUUAUCAGUACCAUUCUCUUCUUCCCAUCACAGCUACCUAUCACAGCGGCAAAUAUGAACUACGCCAUAUGUGUUGCAGCUUUUAUUGCCAUUUUCGCAUUGGUCUGGUGGUGGGUUUCCGCCAGAAGAAAAUAUACCGGCCCUCAGACAAAUGAUAACAUUCACGAAAUUCCUAACGGUGAAAACGAACAUGAAUAUGAGGAAUCCGAAGAGGGAAAUGUUGACAUGGAUUCCACGGCAUGGGAUACAUAG